Molecule: messenger RNA, 1478 nt
Organism: Oncorhynchus keta (chum salmon)
Lineage: Eukaryota; Metazoa; Chordata; Actinopteri; Salmoniformes; Salmonidae
Product: calnexin
Exons: 12
Coding region: 99-1289 (396 amino acids)
Biological process (GO): protein folding
Cellular component (GO): endoplasmic reticulum; endoplasmic reticulum membrane
Molecular function (GO): calcium ion binding
Source: RefSeq, a predicted model, not a curated record
UGAGGAGGGGUCAGAGUCCAGCUGUAAUUAAACCAACACUUUGAGGAAGUCUGUUUCCCACCGAGCCACCAGUCUCUGAGAACCUCGUCUGACCAGACAUGAUGUUCGGCCGCCUGCUGCUUGCCUGUGUGUGUUUAACCCCGGCGGAUCCAGUUCAGGCUACCUACAGACUUGUUCAGGUUCCAGAAGAAGCACAUUUUGCAGAGACCUUUGACUCAGAUCCUCUAGAUAGGAGAUGGGUCCAAUCCAAGGCUGUGAAAGAGACAGAUGCUGAGGCUCUCAAAUACGAUGGCCAAUGGGUGGUGGAAGAGCCAGCGGCUGCAAUGUAUCCUGGGAACAGAGCACUGGUGAUGAAGUCAUCAGGACGACACCAUGCCAUCGCUGCCGACCUACACACACCCUUCAACUUCAUACACACACCGCUCUGCCUGCAGUAUGAGGUGAGGUUCGGGAGAGAUGUAGAGUGCAGUGGAGCCUACAUCAAACUGCUGACUCAGACCCAUCUGCUACGACUGAGCCAGUUCAAUGAGUCCACUCCGUACUCUGUGAUGUUUGGUCCUGAUAAGUGCGGCACCAGCCACCGCCUCCAUCUCAUCGUCAGGGUAACGGACUCUAGCAACGGCCGUAACCAAGAGAUACACGCCCCCCAACCCGUCGAUGACCUGACGGUGUACUUCACCGACCGACAACCACACCUCUACACACUACAAUUGUAUCAAGACAGCAGGUAUGAGAUUUUCAUUGACCAAUCGCUGAUCAGUCAAGGCCGCCUGCUGACAGACGAAGUCCAGUACACAGAAUCCCCUGACAGCCAACCAGAGCCCCCAUUGUCUGGAUUAGGGGUGGGGUCAGUCGCGGCGCUGGGUCUGGAACUGUGGUCAUUGUCAGGGGAAGUUAUGUUUGACAAUUUCCUGUUGACUGAUGACCUGAAGCUGGCUGAGAGAUGGACACAGGACACCUGGGGACAGAAACAACCCGGCCUGUUGGAGCGACUCCUGAUAGCAACUAACUCUCGUCCCUGGCUCUGGGGUGUCUACAUCUUCACGGUGGGAUUACCCAUCACCCUCUUCAUCAGCUACAUGUGGCCGGACAAGAGAUUCGGGCCCCCUGACCAGGACUACUACUAUAAGAAGUCUGAUGAACCUCAGCCAGACAGACAACCAGAGAGAGACCAGCCAGACAGACCAACCAGCCUCUCAGACUAUGGUGCGGUGAGCAGAGAGGGGGCCAGGAGGAGAGAAACUCAGAAGGUUCAGAGGAAGUCAGACCUGGAGGUUGAGAAUGAGUGACAAUCCCUGGCCAGCCUGAGGACUAACCAACCCUAACCAGCCUGAGGACUAACUAGAGCUGUGGCGGUCACGAAAUUUCGUCAGCCUUUGAUUGUCAAGCAAAUAACUGUCGGUCUCACUGUUAUUGCCGCUGAUACAGACCUUUGGAACGUCUACAUUUUAAAAUGUCUAAUAAAUCCAUGUAAUAUA